AAGAAAAACAGGGGGAAAAAAGCUGUACGAAAAGGUAGGAAGUCCCAUUACCGUACUUAAUUACCAAAAAGGAAAAUUAAAAAAAAAAAAUGAAUUAAAUCAUCAGAAAUGUUUAUAGUAAUGGGAACGAAAUAGCCCCUCCCAUCUUCAUGUUCACAACAGUCCACAUUUAGACAAGGGAAUAAAAUAUCAAAACAAUUUUUCUUUUAGAAGUGAAAGGAAAAAAGUUAUCCAAAUAAAUAGGGAGAAGUCACUAGUCAGUACUGAUGAAGAAACAAAUUCACAAUACCUGCUUUUGGUAGCUGCUUUGAUACAUGGCUGGAUCAUACUUGUCGUCCGUCAAAAUAAUCCUGCUACCAAUACUAUUAUUAACCCUUUUAAACAUUUCAUCCCCAGCUCAAGUGGCCGCCGGCGCCGGCGGAGCAUCGUCGUCGGCUCUGUUCAUCUUUGGGGACUCGUACUUUGACCCAGGUAACAACAACUACAUUAACACCACCACACUUGACCAAGCCAAUUUCUGGCCCUACGGCGAAUCCUACUUCAACAAACCCACCGGCAGGUUCUCCAAUGGCCGUUUAAUCUCCGAUUUUGUUGGUAACUUAUCGCCUUCCUUAUUUUUUUUUUGGUUUUUGGGUCCCGGGGUACCAUGCAAUGAUAAUAAUUUAAUAUAGUUGUAUUGAUUCCCUGCAGCUGAGUAUGCAGGGCAAGAGCUGAUUCCUCCGUUUAUGGAGCAGCCGGAAACCGGUGACUUCCGGCGUGGGGCGAACUUUGCGUCUGCUGGAGCCGGUGCAUUGGUGGACACGUUUCGCGGAUCGGUGAUCGAUCUAAAUACGCAGUUGAUGUACUUCGAAAAGGUAGAAAUAAAGUUGAGACACGACUUAGGUGAAAUUAUCUCGAAAAAUAUAAUAUCAAACGCGGUGUACUUAUUUAGUAUCGGUACCAAUGAUUACCUUAGUUAUUUUCUAACAAAUUCUUCCGCCAACAACCUCACGGACUUCUCAUCGUUCAAACCAUAUUUCUCAAGUUAUGUAAAUACGGUCAUUGGAAACUUAUCCAACGUUGUUAAAAACAUCUAUCAGAAAGGAGGUAGAAAAUUUGGGUUCUUGAACUUGGGGGACUUGGGAUGUUUGCCUGGACUUAGGGUGCUACAUUUGGAAUCAAAUGGGGGAGGGUGCUUGGAAGCAGCAACAUUGGUUGCGAAAUUGCAUAAUUUUGAACUCUACAAAUUGUUGUCAAAAUUGGAACAUCAGCUGGAAGGGUUCAAAUAUUCACUUGGGGACUUCAAUAGAGCCCUUAGGCAAAGGAUCAAACACCCCUCCCAUUUCGGGUUGAAGGAAGGGAGAGUGGCGUGUUGUGGAGCUGGAGCAUUUAAAGGGAUAUUCAGCUGCGGAGGGAGGCGGCCGAUGGUGGAGAAUGAAUUUGAGCUCUGCCAGAAUCCACAACAGCACGUGUUUUGGGACUCUUACCACCUUACCGAGGCCGUGUACGGCCAAAUGGCGGCGGAGAUGUGGAAUGGAUCAUCCUUCGCCGGCCACUACUAUCUCCAGGCCUUGUUCAAUUGCUAAUUUAUUUAUACAUUGACAAACGCAGUAUAUAUGUUGACAAUUAGCAAAGACAAAUUGGUUUUUUAAAGUAGGGAUCACAAUUACAAGAAUGUACAGUUGUGUAAUUAUUAUUAUUAUUAUUUUCUAAAAUCCCACCAUUCAUUAGAUUCAUCAAAAUUAUUAUGAUUCUAUGAAAUUGUCUUGUGUGUUGCAGG
Oldenlandia corymbosa var. corymbosa is the source of this 1759-nucleotide messenger RNA. NCBI's taxonomy places the organism in Eukaryota, Viridiplantae, Streptophyta, Magnoliopsida, Gentianales, Rubiaceae. The record is from the annotation of a GenBank genome assembly.